AUGGAGCCGGGGGGCCGGGCCCGCACUGGCCCCCCGCAGCCGGCGGCCCCGGGGCCGUGGAGGGCUCGGCCGGCGGGCGGCGGCGGCGGCGGCGGCGGCGGCGGGGGCGCCUCCUCCUGGCUGCUGGACGGGAACAGCUGGCUGCUGUGCUACGGCCUUAUCUACCUGGCGCUCUACGCGCAGGUGUCCCAGUCCAAACCCUGCGAAAGGACCGGCUCCUGCUUCUCGGGCCGCUGUGUCAAUUCCACCUGCCUCUGCGACCCGGGCUGGGUGGGCGACCAGUGCCAGCACUGCCAGGGCAGGUUCAAGUUAACAGAACCUUCUGGAUAUUUAACAGAUGGUCCAAUUAACUAUAAAUAUAAAACUAAAUGUACAUGGCUAAUUGAAGGCUAUCCAAAUGCAGUGUUAAGAUUAAGAUUCAAUCAUUUUGCUACAGAAUGUAGCUGGGAUCAUAUGUAUGUUUAUGAUGGAGAUUCAAUAUAUGCACCUUUAAUAGCUGUACUUAGUGGUUUGAUAGUUCCUGAAAUACGGGGAAAUGAAACUGUGCCUGAAGUCGUUACAACAUCUGGCUAUGCACUGUUACAUUUUUUUAGUGAUGCUGCAUAUAAUUUAACUGGUUUCAACAUUUUUUACUCAAUCAAUUCUUGCCCUAACAAUUGCUCUGGUCACGGGAAGUGUACAACUAGUGUCUCUGUUUCAAGUCAAGCAUAUUGUGAAUGUGAUAAAUACUGGAAGGGUGAAGCUUGUGAUAUCCCCUACUGUAAAGCCAAUUGCGGCAGUCCAGAUCAUGGUUACUGUGACCUAACAGGAGAAAAGUUGUGUGUCUGCAACGAUAGUUGGCAAGGUCCUGAUUGUUCUUUGAAUGUUCCUUCCACUGAGUCUUACUGGAUUCUGCCAAAUGUUAAACCCUUCAGUCCUUCCGUAGGUCGAGCUUCCCAUAAAGCUGUUUUACAUGGGAAAUUUAUGUGGGUGAUCGGUGGAUAUACUUUUAACUACAGUUCUUUUCAAAUGGUCUUGAAUUACAAUUUAGAAAGCAGUAUAUGGAAUGUAGGAGCUGUAUCAAGGGGACCUCUCCAGAGAUAUGGGCAUUCUCUUGCUUUGUAUCAGGACAACAUCUUUAUGUAUGGAGGCAGAAUUGAAACAAGUGAUGGCAAUGUCACAGAUGAAUUGUGGGUGUUUAACAUACACAGUCAGUCGUGGAGUACAAAAACGCCCACUGUGCUUGGACAUGGUCAGCAGUAUGCUGUGGAGGGACAUUCUGCACACAUUAUGGAAUUGGAUAGUAGAGAUGUUGUCAUGAUCAUAAUAUUUGGAUAUUCUGCAAUAUAUGGUUAUACAAGCAGCAUUCAGGAAUACCAUAUCUCAUCAAACACUUGGCUUGUUCCGGAAACUAAAGGAGCUAUUGUUCAAGGGGGAUAUGGCCAUACCAGUGUGUAUGAUGAAAUAACAAAGUCCAUUUAUGUUCAUGGAGGCUAUAAAGCAUUGCCAGGCAACAAAUAUGGAUUGGUAGAUGACCUUUAUAAGUAUGAAGUUAACCCAAAGACUUGGACUAUUUUGAAAGAAAGUGGGUUUGCCAGAUACCUUCAUUCAGCUGUUCUUAUCAAUGGAGCUAUGCUUAUUUUUGGAGGAAAUACCCAUAAUGACACUUCCUUGAGUAACGGUGCAAAAUGUUUUUCUGCCGAUUUCCUGGCAUAUGACAUAGCUUGCGACGAAUGGAAAAUACUACCGAAACCAAAUCUUCAUAGAGAUGUCAACAGAUUUGGUCACUCUGCAGUUGUCAUUAACGGGUCCAUGUAUAUAUUUGGAGGAUUUUCUAGUGUACUCCUUAAUGAUAUACUUGUAUACAAGCCUCCAAAUUGCAAGGCUUUCAGAGAUGAAGAACUUUGUAAAAAUGCUGGUCCAGGAAUAAAAUGUAUUUGGAACAAAAAUCACUGUGAAUCUUGGGACUCUGGGAAUACUAAUAAUAUUCUUAGAGCAAAGUGCCCUCUGAAAACAGCUGCUUCUGAUGACAGAUGUUACAGAUACGCAGAUUGUGCCAGCUGCACUGCCAAUACGAAUGGGUGCCAGUGGUGUGAUGACAAGAAAUGCAUUUCAUCAGCCAGUAACUGCAGCAUGUCUGUGAAAAACUAUACCAAAUGCCAUGUGAGAAAUGAGCAGAUUUGUAACAAACUUACUAGCUGUAAAAGCUGUUCACUAAACUUGAAUUGCCAGUGGGAUCAGCGACAGCAAGAGUGCCAGGCUCUACCAGCUCAUCUUUGUGGAGAAGGAUGGAUUCAUGUCGGGGAUGCUUGUCUUAGAAUUAAUUCCAGUAGAGAAAACUAUGACAAUGCUAAACUUUACUGCUAUAAUCUUAGUGGAAAUCUUGCUUCACUAACAACUUCAAAAGAAGUAGAAUUUGUACUGGAUGAAAUACAGAAGUAUACACAACAGAAAGUAUCACCUUGGGUAGGCUUACGCAAGAUCAAUAUAUCCUACUGGGGAUGGGAAGACAUGUCUCCAUUUACAAAUACAACACUACAGUGGCUUCCUGGUGAACCUAAUGAUUCUGGGUUCUGUGCAUAUCUAGAAAGGGCUGCAGUGGCAGGCUUAAAAGCUAAUCCUUGCACGUCUAUGGCAGAUGGGCUUGUCUGCGAAAAACCUGUUGUUAGUCCAAAUCAAAACGCGAGGCCGUGCAAAAAGCCCUGCUCUUUAAGGACGUCGUGUUCCAACUGUACGAGCAACGGCAUGGAGUGUAUGUGGUGUAGCAGCACCAAGCGGUGUGUUGACUCCAACGCCUACAUAAUCUCCUUUCCAUACGGGCAGUGUCUGGAGUGGCAGACUGCCACCUGCUCUCCCCAAAAUUGUUCUGGAUUGAGGACCUGUGGCCAGUGUUUGGAACAACCUGGGUGUGGCUGGUGCAACGAUCCUAGUAAUACUGGAAGAGGACACUGCAUUGAAGGGUCUUCCCGGGGACCAAUGAAGCUUGUUGGAAUGCUUAAUAAUGAGAUGCUUCUUGAUACCAGUCUGUGUCCUAAAGAGAAGAACUAUGAGUGGUCCUUUAUCCAGUGUCCAGCUUGCCAGUGUAAUGGACAUAGCACUUGCAUCAAUAAUAAUGUGUGCGAACAGUGUAAAAAUCUUACCACAGGAAAGCAGUGUCAAGACUGCAUGCCAGGUUAUUAUGGGGAUCCGACCAAUGGAGGACAGUGUACAGCUUGUACAUGCAGUGGCCAUGCAAAUAUUUGUCAUAUGCACACAGGAAAAUGUUUCUGCACAACUAAAGGAAUAAAAGGUGAUCAAUGCCAAUUAUGUGACUCUGAAAAUCGCUAUGUUGGUAAUCCACUUAGAGGAACAUGUUAUUACAGCCUUUUGAUUGAUUAUCAGUUUACAUUCAGCUUAUUACAGGAAGAUGAUCGCCACCAUACUGCCAUAAACUUCAUAGCAAACCCAGAACAGUCAAACAAAAAUUUGGAUAUUUCAAUUAAUGCAUCAAACAACUUUAAUCUCAACAUUACAUGGUCGGUUGGUUCAACAGCUGGAACAAUAUCUGGAGAAGAGACUCCUAUAGUUUCCAAGACUAAUAUAAAAGAAUACAGAGAUAGUUUUUCCUAUGAAAAAUUUAACUUUAGAAGCAAUCCAAACAUUACAUUCUAUGUAUAUGUCAGCAACUUUUCAUGGCCUAUUAAAAUACAGAUUGCGUUCUCACAACACAACACAAUCAUGGAUCUUGUGCAGUUUUUUGUCACCUUCUUCAGUUGUUUUUUAUCUUUAUUAUUGGUGGCUGCUGUGGUAUGGAAGAUCAAGCAAACAUGUUGGGCUUCUCGGCGGAGAGAGCAACUGCUUCGAGAACGACAGCAGAUGGCCAGCCGUCCCUUUGCGUCUGUUGAUGUAGCCCUGGAAGUGGGAGCUGAACACACAGACUUUCUGCGAGGGUCAUUAGAGGGAGCACCCAAACCAAUAGCCAUUGAACCCUGUGCUGGGAACAGAGCUGCAGUUCUGACCGUGUUUCUUUGUCUACCACGAGGGCCAUCAGGUGCCCCUCCCCCUGGGCAGUCAGGCCUUGCAAUUGCCAGUGCCCUAAUAGAUAUUUCACAGCAGAAGCCUUCAGAUAGUAAAGACAAAACUUCAGGAGUCCGAAAUCGAAAACACCACCUCUCAACGCGUCAAGGAACUUGUGUCUGA
Messenger RNA from Budorcas taxicolor (takin), 4158 nucleotides. RefSeq names its product attractin like 1 (gene ATRNL1). NCBI's taxonomy places the organism in Eukaryota, Metazoa, Chordata, Mammalia, Artiodactyla, Bovidae. The coding region runs from base 1 to 4158 and encodes 1385 amino acids. The record is from RefSeq and is a predicted model, not a curated record. Gene Ontology annotation, molecular function: protein binding. Gene Ontology annotation, cellular component: Golgi apparatus. The transcript has 29 exons.